UCAUUACAUUACUGAGUAAGUACUCGAAAAGUUUAUUCUUAUUGUUGGCAAAAUGAGGAAAUUAGUUUGUAAAGAAAGUUCAGUAGUUGUUUCAUUAUGGAUGAUGAUACUGCUUCUUCUACUCCUCCAUUUUUGUUUCUCCAUAACUGCAGCAGCACCUUGCAUCCAAAAGGAGCGUCAAGCUCUUCUUCGUUUCAAGAAUAGUUUCUAUGAUGACCCUUCUCUUCGCUUGGCUUCCUGGAAUGCAUCAACUGAUUGCUGUAAUUGGAAAGGAGUGGGUUGCAAUCAAAUUACUGGGCAUGUUACCAUCAUUGAUCUUCGACGUGAUCCUUGGCAGGUUGACUGUUACCUAUCACCUUUAUAUAGCAAUAAAUCCAUUGAUUCUAGUUUGUUUGAGUUGAAAUACUUAAGUUACUUGGAUUUGAGUGGGAAUUACUUCGACUCUAUUCAAAUCCCAAGUUUUUUAGGUUCAAUGGUUGAAUUAACAUAUCUUAAUCUUUCUGGCACAUCCAUUUCAAGCAAAGUUCUUCCUCAUUUAGGAAAUCUUACUAACUUGGAUACUCUUGAUUUAUCAAAUAAUUAUUGGGUGGAUACCGAGGGUGUUGUUGAAUGGAUAUCUCACCUUUCAUCCUUACAGUUUCUUGACUUGACUAACAUGAACUUCUCAAAAUCUCUGAAUUUGAUGCAAGUACUGAGUUCUCUUCCUAUGUUGUCCUCUUUAAGAUUGAGUAGUUGUAGCCUUCAAAACAUCCAUUUCUCUUUGAGUUCCUUAAAUUAUUCUUCAUUUCUCAGCAGAGUUCAAGUUUUAGACUUAUCAAACAAUCAGUUGAGCGGUUCAACUCCUAAGGCUUUUCAAAAUAUGUCUUCCUUGAAUUUACUAAACCUUUCAGCAAAUAAGUUUACUUCUAUUGAAGGUGGACUCUACUCUUCCUUCAUUGAAAACAAUUGUGGCCUAGAAGUAUUUGAUUUUUCGUGGAACAUUGAUUUUGAUGCAGAUUUGUUUGUAACUUAUGUGAAUGAAUCUAUGGGUUGCAGCAAUAAUCAAUAUGAUCUUCAACUGCUUAACUUAGGAUAUACAUCUAUAAAAACUAAAAUCCCAGAUUGGUUGGGAAAGUUCAAAAACAUGAAGUCCCUUGAUCUUGGAUAUAGUAAGAUUUACGGUCCAAUUCCAGCUUCACUUGGAAAUUUAUCAAGCCUUGAAUAUUUAAUUCUUUCAGGCAAUGCUUUAACCGGAGCAAUUCCAACCUCAUUGGGAAGAUUAUUAAACUUGAGAAAAUUGCAUCUUUCAAAUAAUAGAUUGGAGGGGGUGAGUGACGAAUGUUUUAUCCAACUUGAAAAUUUGGAGUGGUUAGACAUAUCAAAAAACUUGCUCAAAGGCAUUCUUACAGAAGCUGGUUUUGCAAAUCUCUCUCGUUUGGAUGCCUUAUUGAUUGACCACAAUGAACAUCUUUCGUUGGACAUGAGCCCUAAUUGGAUUCCUCCUUUUCAAUUAAAAUUUCUUACUGCAGACUCAUGUAUUGGUUGUUUUGGAGGUGAGUUCCCUCAAUGGCUUCAAAACCAAAAAUCAUUGAUUAGUUUACUUUUGUCCAAUGUGAGUAUCUCAAGUGCUAUACCAACAUGGUUCAUAUCACAAAAUCUCAGCACUUUGAAUCUUUCAUACAACAAAAUGACAGGCCCCAUUUUUUCGAAAAUUGUUGAUCAAAUGCCCAAUUUGAGUCGGUUGUUUCUAAAUGAUAAUGUUAUCAAUGAUUCUCUAAUAUCUUUACUCUGUCAAUUGAAGAAUUUGUACCUUUUAGAUCUUUCAAAUAAUAGGUUAACUGGAAUUGUUGAAGGUUGUUUGUUGACUCCAAAUUUGAAAAUUUUGGAUUUGUCCUCAAACAACUUUUUUGGGACAUUUCCAUAUUCAAAGGGUGAUCUUUCUUAUAUUCAACAACUAAACUUGGGAAACAAUAAUUUUGAGGGGUCCAUGCCGAUUGUAUUGAAGAAUUCUCAAUCUUUGGAUACAUUAAAUCUUGGAGGAAACAAGUUCUCUGGAAAUAUCCCCACAUGGGUAGGCAAUAAUCUUGAAAGUUUGCAAUUGCUGAUACUACGAGGUAAUUUGUUCAAUGGUACUAUUCCUUCAACUCUCUGCAAACUCAGUAACUUGCAGAUAUUGGAUCUUGCACACAAUCAAUUAGAAGGAGUCAUUCCACCAAAUCUCAGCAACUUCAAUGUAAUGACAAGAAAAAGUUCAAAUGGUCAUUUAAGCGGCUGUGAAUAUUUUGAUGAUGAAAUGUGCUAUCAUGGUGAAAAAUAUGUAGUACAACACAUCAAGUCAAGUGAUUUAAAUUACUCCAUGGAACAAACUCUUUUGGUAAAUAUAGACCUCUCCAAAAACCAUUUGGUUGGUUCCAUUCCAAGUGAGAUAAUUAUGCUUAAAGGAUUACACGGAUUGAAUUUGUCCAACAAUUAUCUAGUUGGGCCAAUUCCUGCUGAAAUAGGAGAAAUGGAGAUGUUAGAAUCACUCGACUUAUCUUUCAACCAACUUUCUGGACCAAUUCCAAGGAGCAUAUCAAAACUAAGUUCAUUAGGCGUGUUGGUAUUAUCUCACAACAAUCUUUCUGGAGAAAUUUAUCGAGAAGGUCAUCUCUCUACAUUCAAUGAAGCUUCAAGUUUUGAUGACAAUCCAUAUCUAUGCGGAGACCCACUUCCAACGAACUGUACAAUUAAGAAUUCACUUAAGCCACAAUUAAAAAGUAUAGACAAUAAUGUGGAUGAAGAGGAUGAUAGAUGGGAGAAGUGGUUGCUUUACAUCAUGAUAAUACUUGGAUUUAUAGUUGGAUUUUGGACGGUUGUGGGAAGUUUAACCUUGAAGAAGAGUUGGAGAUAUAAAUAUUUCAAGUUCGUGGAUGAGGCUUAUUACAAGGUUCAUGCAAUAAUUUGGGAGAGCAUAGAAUGGCUUAAAGGAAUCUCCUUUCACAAAUGAGUUAUGUAAUAAAAAAGUUUUGUUUGUUUUGUUCUAAUAGUUGUAUGCAAUUUGUAAAUUAUAUUGUAAUUGCUUAGCUUCUCUCGUGAUCAAUACUUGUCAUUUUUUAACAAAUUCUCACCAACAGCCACAAUUUUAAAAGACAAAUCUUUAACAAACAAUCCAAAAUAAAAAAGAAGAUGACUCACAGAUUGAAGAGCGGCAAGAGCGUCAAGAGCGUCAGCCAUGGCGAUAUUAGUGAUAUUGGCCGGAAUCUUAUUCCUCUUACAAAGGGCCGCUUGGAGCUCUCUAUUUGACAAGGCACGGAAAUCCAUGGCGAUAGGAAGAUAAAUUUUUUUUGUCGCUGCCACAGGAAAUGAAGCCAUUCUAUGAAGUCAAGAAGUUUAGGGCCUUUAAAUAAAUAUAUUUUUAAUUUAUAAAUUUAACUUCUUUCAAUACUAUAAUAUAAGAAAUUUCAUUGCAUAGCAAAUGUAUUGUGUAUAUAUCUAUUCUAUGUCAUCGCAAAAUCUUAAAAACAAGUAAAAUCAACCUUAGUUUAGAUUUGAUUUUAUUUAUAUUUCAAAACUACCUCUAAUUAAAAAUGACUAAAUCAUGUUCAAGUUUUUUUUUUUCUUAUUUAGCUGUUGAGUUUGUUUUUUUUUUCUUUUUCUUUUUCAAAUCCUGGGUUUAAAGGUUUCAAAUUCAUUAGCAAGAGGUUUAUUGAAUUUAUGUGUACCAUUUUUUAUAGUUUGUAUUGGAGAUUUAGAUUGUGUCUGAGAUAGAAGCACAGUCGCCACCAUCAUAAUAACCACAUGAACUAUGUGAUUGGUCAUUAUUGUUCAGUCACUAAUCCUUUUUUUGAUUACUGCAUUCUAUUUGAUGUGAAAUUAUCUGAUGUAGUUGGUUAUAUCUUUUACCAGAUUGGAAAUGCUGUAUGUACCAUGAUGAUACGUUGUAUAUAUGGAGAGCUCAGGAGAUGAUCAAUACCUCAGCUAGCAAAUUUACUGGUAUCAUCUGAGGAAGAUAAAACUAAAGCAAAUGCGGCAGAUGCACUAAGUAACCUUGUUCGCAACUCCAACAUGCUCUGUGAGGAUGUAUAGUUUCCAGAGGCGCAAUGCAGGCUUUGUUAAAGUUGGUGGCUGACUGUUCGGCAGUAGCCUUGAAUCCAAGCAGAAAAGAUGCAGCUAAUGAGUGUCCUCUCAAGAUAGCCUUGUUUUCCUUGGCAAAGAUGUGCGCACACACACCGUGCCGACAGUUCCUUCUUUCAUCAAAGCUAUUUCCAGUGAUCGGGCAGCUUCGGCAAUCCCCAGAGUCCAUAAUCGCCAAAUAUGCUUCUGUAAUUGUCAGAAAGGUUGCUGAAACUUGAAUCUUCCGCCAAUCACCUUGCCAUUUCUGAUAAAGCUUACAAGAAUGCUUGAAGCUGAUGCUUACGUACGAUGUAAAGGUCAGUUAGUUAUAUUCUAUACGUGUCUGUCGAGCCAGUAGUUCGAAUGUAUAGAGUUUGUAUAUAGUAUUAUUUUGUCAACUGCCAUCAUCAGCCUUGAUUCCACUUGUAGCUAAGAUUUGUAUACAGUAUACUGUGAGGAAGGGGUAGACAGAUUUGUAACUAAAGUAGAUGGCUGUUAGAGACUUAGUCAAUUGAAAUUGUUCGUUUAAUAUAUAUCUUUUUCUUGUGAAUCA
Molecule: messenger RNA, 4624 nt
Organism: Cucumis sativus (cucumber)
Lineage: Eukaryota; Viridiplantae; Streptophyta; Magnoliopsida; Cucurbitales; Cucurbitaceae
Product: receptor-like protein EIX2
Exons: 2
Coding region: 53-2965 (970 amino acids)
Molecular function (GO): protein binding
Source: RefSeq, a predicted model, not a curated record